This is a messenger RNA of Drosophila montana, 1671 nucleotides long. RefSeq names its product fork head domain-containing protein FD4-like. Lineage: Eukaryota; Metazoa; Arthropoda; Insecta; Diptera; Drosophilidae. The transcript has a single exon. The record is from RefSeq and is a predicted model, not a curated record. Gene Ontology annotation, biological process: regulation of transcription by RNA polymerase II; cell differentiation; anatomical structure morphogenesis. The coding region runs from base 387 to 1559 and encodes 390 amino acids. Gene Ontology annotation, molecular function: DNA-binding transcription factor activity, RNA polymerase II-specific; RNA polymerase II cis-regulatory region sequence-specific DNA binding.
AGCUUUAGAUGGUAAUUCGCCAGACCGGUCAAAACUUGGAGAGCGCGCUUACAUUUCGUGUUGUUGCUUUUGCUAAAGCUUAUCAGAAGAGUAGUAUUUGUGCGGCGAUUAUUAACGUGAGCUCGUGCAGUUAUUUUACCGUCGCUGAUACCGUCGCCUUUGAUAUGUCGAAUCAGGCUAUUUACAUAAAAAUAAGCUUCGCAACAAAGAUAAUGUCUCUAAUAAACACUCGUUCAAUAUUAAGUAUUUUGUGUUUACCAGUUAAAAAUUAGUUAUAUUAUAAAAAUGCCGUUUAUCAUGAUAUGAUAUUGAAUAUUUAAAAACACAUUUAAUACUGGCACAGACGUUUAAUUCAUUAAUAACGCAAGACUUCCAGUAUUCAAAUAAUGCCUAGGCCUUCACGUGAAUCCUACGGUGAUCAGAAGCCUCCAUAUUCAUAUAUAUCGCUGACAGCAAUGGCUAUUUGGAGCUCAACAGAAAAAAUGUUACCAUUAAGCGAUAUAUAUAAAUUUAUAACCGACAGGUUUCCAUACUAUCGAAAAAAUACCCAACGAUGGCAGAACUCACUAAGACACAAUUUAAGUUUCAACGAUUGUUUCAUUAAAGUACCGCGACGCCCAGACAGACCCGGAAAGGGGGCCUAUUGGGCUCUUCACCCACAAGCCUUUGACAUGUUUGAGAAUGGAAGUUUGUUACGACGAAGAAAGCGAUUUAAGUUACAUAAGAAUGAUAAAAAUUUACUCAAUGAAGAGUUGACAGCACUAGCGAACAUUAAUCGGUUUUUCUUCACUGCCCGAUCUGGGAGUACCAUUUCCCAAAUGCCCACGCUGGACCUAAGCAAUACAACUAUGAAUGUGGAGUCUUCCGUUGUUUUAUCACACUCUUCAAAUCGUUUAUCACCAGCUAUGGCACAACAUUGCCCUUUACCGCAUGGACAUAUUGCAACAUUAUCACAAUCUAGGCACACUCCUUUAAAUAACGGCGAAACUACUCAUUCGACCGAAAUAACCAUGAGCAAUCAGCGCUCGCCGACAAAUUUCGAACUUGAAGGCAUCAAUAGUUAUCGACCAAAACGAUUAUUCACAAUAGAAAGCCUUAUUACUCCUGAUAAGCCUGAGCAACUCUCAGAGGAUGAAGAUGUUGACGAUGAUCGCACUGAUAUCGAUGUUGUAGAAUGCGGAAACUCUUACACUAAAAUAACUGAUUAUCCACGAAAAUCUGAUGAAUGUCUGCCAAUUGCUAUGCCUACUCGUUAUGAGGAUCAACGCCAACGCCCACUACCUCCACUACAUACAAUAACAGCUUCUGCUCAUCUACCAUUUCUUCAUUAUGCCGCUGGUGUCAACGUAUCUGGUCUAAGUUCUAAUAGCAUACAGUCUUCAGGAAUUCCCACAAUGACGUAUGAUUUAGCUCUGGCCCAUCCGCUUUUAAUGAUGUCAGCACCAAUUGGAAAUAUAAACAGCAGUUAUUGUAACAAUUUUUCAAUUAUACCACCGCCACAAGCAUACCGAGGUCCGGAAGCUCAAAAUAGAGUAAGCUCUGGUAUGCGAACGAUAUAAAAAUUAUUCCUUAGAAUGAUUCCUAUUCCUAGUGAAAAAAUAAAAAAAUCUAUCCAAUGCUGUUAAUGUAUAUACAAUUAGUUCCUUUUGAAAUAAGGGUUAUGAAUUAAAG